Messenger RNA from Papaver somniferum (opium poppy), 1397 nucleotides. RefSeq names its product EPIDERMAL PATTERNING FACTOR-like protein 2. The transcript has 3 exons. The record is from RefSeq and is a predicted model, not a curated record. The coding region runs from base 651 to 1085 and encodes 144 amino acids. Gene Ontology annotation, biological process: stomatal complex development; guard cell differentiation. NCBI's taxonomy places the organism in Eukaryota, Viridiplantae, Streptophyta, Magnoliopsida, Ranunculales, Papaveraceae.
UGAUAGAAACAGAAACUGGCGUGUUGAGGUAGAAAUGUUCAGAUAGGAAAACCAACCACCGCAAGGAAACAAAGAAAGCGAAAUCCCAAAGAAGCUACAGCUGUGUGAAUCACAAUCUCAUCUGGGUUUUUGUGAUUUUGCUGUUUUAGUUCUUUGUUUUAUAUCUCUUGCUUUUUCAAUUCCCAUAUUGUUCUUAUCGUUUGUUGCCACCAUUCUGAAUAAAUUUCAGAAUACUAUACGGCUCACUUGCUCAGGCAAAAAUUUAAUUUCUUUUGUUUUGUUUUGAUUUGAAAAAUGCAUAAAAAACUUUGGUUAUUUCUGUUCUAUUUAAGCCUUCUUUUUCUGCAAUUCUCAUUGUCCUUUGAUUGAUGUUUCCAUCACUUAAAAGUGAGAGGUAAGAAGAGAAGAGAAGAGAUCGUAUCCGGUGGUGUUGUUUGUUAAAAGCAUUCAAUUACUGACUUCUCCCAGGACAGCUUUUCAGGACUUCCAACAACUACCCUCUAUUUAAUCCUCCACUCCGUUCCAAUAUCACUUCUUCUUCAACAUUUUCUCUCCUCCUCCUCCUCUGUUAUUUCAGUACUCAUUCUCAAGUCUAGCCCAAUUCUUCUAACAAUCAUCUUCGUUUUUGAUUUCUGAAAACAAAGAGAGAAAUGGGUUAUAGCAGUAGACAUCAUCUUCUUUUGAUUUCUCUGAGUUGUUUCUUGAUUUUAAGCUCAACCCAAGUUAGAUUCAUGGCUGAAGGAUCAAGAACUUUGUUCAAACUUUUGGAAGAACCUUUAGCUAUUAGUCCUCAACCCCAAGUAAUGAAAGGAAUUGAAGAGAAGAAGAGUAUGAUAAAUGAGAGAGUUAUGAUUGGAUCACAUCCACCAAGAUGUCAAAUGAAAUGCAACACAUGCAGACAUUGUGAAGCUGUUCAAGUCCCAGCAGUUCCUCACAGCAGCAGCAAUCAGAAGAAGAAGACUAGUACUGUUACCACAACUAGUAUCAACAGUAAGAUAUCAACUGCAAUGAGAGGUGAUGAUAAUACUAAUUACAAACCCAUGAGUUGGAAAUGCAAAUGUGGAGAUGUCAUCUUCAACCCUUAGGAUGAUGGAUUGAUGGAUGGAAAAUUAAAUUAAAAAGUCUACCCAACAUUUGUUGAUCAAAUCUGUGGAUAUGAGUAUAUUAUGUUGAUCAUCAUAGAUUUAAUACUUCUUCUUCUUAUUAUCAAGUGAACAUUCUUUUAAAUUUUCUAUCUCCUUUUCUUUUUUGUAAUGAUGUUCAAAUUCUCAAUCUCUAAAACUUGGAUAGAGUUUUGGUGGAUGGACGGGCAUGGUUUUUGUACCAUCUUUGGGUGGUGAUGGUGGUGUUCUACUGUUCUUCUUCUUAUUAAUCAAAGUUUAGUGAUUAGUAUAUAA